Messenger RNA from Postia placenta MAD-698-R-SB12, 792 nucleotides. RefSeq lists its product as hypothetical. The record is from RefSeq and is a predicted model, not a curated record. The annotation marks the transcript as partial. The transcript has 2 exons. NCBI's taxonomy places the organism in Eukaryota, Fungi, Basidiomycota, Agaricomycetes, Polyporales, Adustoporiaceae.
AUAUCGACGGCAGCUAUGAACCCCUUCCGUUCCGCGAUACCUGUUGUUGAGUCGUAUCUGUUCAACAAGAAGACACUCGGCGAGCUUCCUCCUGAAGCCAUACAGUAUCUCAUCGAUGUCGCGGCAUCGUACGGUCUGAUCUUGCCGCCCAUCACUCACACCGCCAUCGAGCAACGCAACCUCAUUCGCAACCUUUCCCUCCAGCUCUCUGAUAUCGACAACAAGAUCAUGGACUGCAGGCGAAGUGCAGUAAAUGUCCCGCCGCCACGAUCCCAAAAGGAUACCCUAAUGCCCACCUUGACUCCCAUGCACGUAUGGUGGCGGGAGGUGUUCAAGCUCGACGACCCGCACAUGCUCGAAAUUGUACGCCUCCUCUCGCAGCGUACAAAGAUCCUACGCGACUUCAUCAUGCGCUUCGACGCGCUCGUGUGGAAUGAGCUCCAGGGAAGCACGCUUGUUGCAAGUAACAUGAUAACGGAAGUUCGCACCAAAUUACUGUGGACGGUCCUCCUGGCGGCACAGCUCUCGCUGCGAAGCGUGCAGGAAUUCGUGGAGCGUGGAACGAAGCCAUCAGAAGAGGCGAAUUGGUUUACCGGCGCGAUUUCGGCCCUGCAGACGUGCAGAGCGAAGUAUUGUCUCCCUAUUUGUGCCGAUGUUCAGCCCUGGCCCACCUCGGUUACGCUCGCCGACUCGCUACAUGACAACGCAACGAAAAGGAGAAGCAACCCGUCGACGCGUCUCGCUACUGCUCGUCGUCCUUCAGCCAGGCUUUAUGUGCGCACUAAGGGCUAG